UCCACUCUACUCCAGUCAGGCUCCUGCCUUUCAGCCGGCUGCAGCUAAUGAGCCUUUGUGUGGCCAAAGAGAGAGAGAGAGUGAGAGAGAGAGGGGGGAACACAGAGGUAGUUAAAGUGAGAAAAUCUGUCAUCUUGCAACAAUAAAGCAUAUGGUACCGACUGUGCAGACUGAGCUGGAAAAUUACAAGUCUCUCUCACACUCCUGCAACCCCUUUUUUUCUUCUUCUCAUGCCCGUGGAGCUCGGGGGUCGCUGCAAGUCAGUGGACUGAAACAAAAUGGGAACCUCUUCAUUCAUCAUGUCUCACCUUUUUGUUGAAUUGCUGCAUUUAUGAUUGUGCGGCUGUGCUGCCGUGAGAGGAGGUGAAAGGAGGGACAGCCUGCCAGUGGAUACAGGUGCAGAUGCGGCGGGCCAUGAGCGGAAUACUGAAGAGGAAAUUUGAGGAGGUGGAAGCCACCUCCUCCCCGUGCUCUUCCCUGCGGGAGUCUGAUGAGGAGGUCUCCUGCAGUGAGAGUGGGGAUAGCAGUGACAGUGUCAACCCCUCGGCCUCGGGCCCUUUCACUCCUGAUUCAAUAUUAAAGAGAGAGAAGCGCCUGCGGACGAGGAGGGUGCAUUUUGAGAACGUGACCGUUUACUACUUCGGCCGGCGGCAGGGCUUCACCAGCGUGCCCAGCCAGGGUGGCAGCACACUGGGCAUGUCCAACCGGCACACCUGGAUCAGGCAGUACUCCCUGGGCGAAUUUGCCCUGGAACAGGAGAGGAUCCACAGAGACAUGCUCAGAGACCACCUGAAGGAGGAGAAACUCAACACAAUCAAACUCAAGCUGACUAAGAACGGCACAGUGGAGUCUGAGGAGGCCAACACGCUCACGGCAGAGGACAUUUCUGACGACGACAUUGACCUGGACAACACGGAGGUCGACGAGUACUUCUUCCUGCAGCCGCUUACCACUAAAAAGCGCCGGGCACUGCUGCGCUCCUCGGGGGUAAGGAAGAUUGACGUGGAGGAGAAGCAUGAACUGCGGUCCAUCCGCAUGUCCAGAGAGGACUGUGGCUGUGAUUGCAGAGUCUUCUGUGACCCUGAGACCUGUGCCUGCAGCAUCGCGGGGAUCAAGUGCCAGGUGGACCGCAUGUCAUUUCCAUGCGGGUGCACAAAAGAAGGCUGCAGCAAUGCAACCGGGAGAGUGGAGUUUAAUCCCAUCCGCGUUCGGACCCAUUUCUUGCACACUAUAAUGAAGCUAGAAUUGGAGAAGAGUCGCGAGCAACAGCAGGCAUCCCCCACUAAUGGUUACCGCAGUGAAACUAACGACCUGGGAGGCGUAAAUCCUCUCGUUCAGCCCCAGCACAGGCUGGAAUACUCUCUGUCAGACGCUGGGCCGCAGACGGCCAGCAUGCACCUGCAGAACGCAGACGAGAUGGAGGAGCCGCCCGAUGACGAGGAGGAGGACGACGAAGACGAGGAGGAGGAAAACGAAGAAGAUGAGGACGACGAGGAGGACAGUAGCAGCGUUUGCAGCGGCCUGUCCGACUCCAGCACACAGAGCUUAGCCAACAGCGACUCCGAGGACGAGGAGGAUGAGGACGAAGAGAAGUCUGAGAACUUUGAGGACGACAUGACGACCCCGCCGGUGUCGCACACCGAGGUGGUCCCUCUGUCCUCUGUGCUGUGCUACAGUGAUGCUUCUGUGGCACACGACAACCACAUGAAUGGAAAUACUUAUCGCAUGAACUCUUCCUCGGCCGAUCACUAUCAGCUGGGGAACUCCAGUGCCGUAUCCAGUGGCCAACCCAGUGAACCCUACGGGGAAGCCUUAGCAUUCCAAGAUCCAGUCAGCGUGAGCAACGGCAGCGCGGCCCAAGGACCCUUCAACUUGACAGCUGAGCAGUACGCGGACUACCCCAGUCAGGCGGCGGACCAAUACACCGCUAAUCACCAUUUCACUCUGACCAAUGGCGCUCCAGCCGCCCCUCUGACCGGCUACACGCCUGAUCCGGAGAAGAAGGCGCCGUCCAAAGCGACGUUUGUGGAGCAGCCUGACAACCAGAACCAGACACAGUUCCAAAACUACCUGAACAAUAACAGCCAGACGCAGAGUUCCUACAGCGGUCGCAGCUCGCGCAUGGCAGCCGAACAGCCACAGCAAGGGUCCAGUGUGAACGGGCAUUCCGACCUGACCUUACUAGCGAACAGUACUAAGAACCUACCUUUACCAGACCAUUUCCCCGAGGUCGCAGCCAUUUAGUGAGCCACGUGUUCUUUCAUUAUUGCGUCUUUACUGGAGCCUGACCAAGUGGUAUUUUAAGGGAACAUAAUCAUGGCCUUUUUUUCUUCUUUUUUUGAUUGACCUGACCUUAGAUUUCAAAGCAAUUUACAGCAACAUGGAACAUUAUCGCCUGUAACUAUAAAGCCAUAGGACGAUUGUAAGGGUUUUGAGGGACUAUUUGCUCCUGAAGGUUUCUACGCUACAGUGUGUUAUCUCCUGAAAAAUGGCAAGAUGAAAAAAAACACGUCAGAAUACCAGUUAUGUCAUGCUGUGCAAUGUAUCAUGUAAUUUCAGAUGUAAAGUUCUAGUUUCAAGCAGAUAUUGUACUGUAAAUGUUACUUUUCUAUGUCUACCGUAUGUGUCAAAUGUGCAAAAAAAAGGUUUACUGUCAGUUUAUUUAUGGUUUAUGGAUUAUGUGCAUACUUAUAUAUUGUAAAUGUUUUGAUAACAAUGUGCAUGCUGUUUUCGGAAUCUCUGUGACACUUGAGGGAGGCGAUUGUUUUAUUGUUUUAUAUAAAACAAUGUGUUGUAUACAUAGUGUACAUUUCUCUCCUUGUUUUUGUCACUAUCAUAUCUGCUUUUCUAUGGCUUUGAAAAGCAUGAAAAGGCCUGAGCUCUUAUUUGUAUGUUUGCAAUACAAUAUCAAUAGCAUCAAAUGUCACACAUAAUCCAAAUCCAUUCACAGCCUUUUGCACUUACGUGUGGGCAUGCCGUUGGUUUUUACUGAUAAAUACUUGGACGGUUGAAAACUAUGGCCCCUCAUGUGACCCCCCCCCCCCCUCUUACAAUGACACGAUCAGCAAGUGUCACUACAAAUGGAGAUUUAUUCUAUGAAGCAUUUAAUUGAUGCAGGGAUAUUAAUGAAGUAGCACUUUGACAUAUCUCUCUAUGAUUAAUCAUAGGCAACAGGACACCAUAGGCUUGAUUUGAAGAGCAACAGUAAGAAGUCAGAAUAUUAAUCAAGAAUUAUGUGUCAGCAUUUCAUAUGAAUUAAGUGGUUAUGAUAUUUCUGUUUUUGAACGUUGUAUGAGCUAUAUUGCACUUUCUAACAACUGAGAUGUUUAUUCAUGUGGAUCCAUUAAUGAUGUUGAUUUGUUCUUUUGAAUUGUUAAGUGCAAUAGUUUUGAGGGUUUCUAACAGACUUUUGGAGAAUAUCAUCUGUAAAGUUGGAAUGAGAUUGCUUUUACAUUUACUUGCAUUGGUUUAAAAAAAACGCCACAGUUUUAAUAAUUGUACAUGGGCGAAAUGUGUUCAAGGUUGACAAUCAAAGCUUAUUAUUAAAAACACGAUUCAUAUCAGUAAUGAACAGCAACACAAUAUGACUCCUGAGUCCUAUGAGCCAUUGAAAACGACAGCCAGAUAUCAAAAAGUGUGUUCACCAAAAAUCCAUAAAUAAUCUUCUACCACAUUUAUAUAAGAAAUCACUGACAAAAAAAAGGAAAUUGAAGUCACAGUUCAACAAUUUGGAGACUGCAAUAAUUCGGUGGACAGUGAGAUGUUGCCGUCGUUCUCUACCUUGAGCUCUUUGCUCCUGCAUGAAUAAAGGUAUUUAUCCCUCUUCCAAGCUUGCAAAUAUCUGCCCACUCUUUAUAAUCUCACCGGUUAGUACUGACGUUCGGUCACGCCGCCUUGGUGGUGCAGAAGAAGUGUACAAACCGCUUUCAGGCAAUCAGUGGCAUCAACAUGGCCUAUUAGUACGGAUUCAUUGUGCCAAAGCGUACAGCGUGUGAAGGCAAGAUACAAUGACACAGCUGUGUCAAUUAAGAAUCCUGUGUUUUCAUUUUAUUUUCCAGUAUUUAUUAUGAAUGAUAUAUUGAAAUGUGUAUUUAUUGUGGUUUUACUAAAAGUAUGUAUCGAGUAAAUUGCUUCACUAUCUUAAACUUGUAUUUUUGUUUCAUGCUGGCUGUGAGUUGUAAAGCUUUAUGUGCCUGAUUCAUUUGAGUUCAAUUUCAUAUUCUGUGAAAUGCAUACGUUUUGCACAAAAUGGUCUACGAAUUGUUUUUCAAUGUGUUUGUUUUUCCAAGUGUAGAAGAAGACAGCUUCAUUUGACAUGAUUUUGACAUAUGUUUAAUUAAAAUUGCUCUUUUGAUCUGAA
Messenger RNA from Scophthalmus maximus (turbot), 4360 nucleotides. It is a transcript of the gene csrnp3, whose product is annotated as cysteine-serine-rich nuclear protein 3. Gene Ontology annotation, cellular component: nucleus. Bases 403 to 2244 code for a protein of 613 amino acids. Gene Ontology annotation, biological process: regulation of transcription by RNA polymerase II. The record is from RefSeq and is a predicted model, not a curated record. Lineage: Eukaryota; Metazoa; Chordata; Actinopteri; Pleuronectiformes; Scophthalmidae. The transcript has 5 exons. Gene Ontology annotation, molecular function: DNA-binding transcription factor activity, RNA polymerase II-specific; sequence-specific DNA binding.